This is a messenger RNA of Fusarium musae, 207 nucleotides long. RefSeq lists its product as uncharacterized. The record is from RefSeq and is a predicted model, not a curated record. Bases 1 to 207 code for a protein of 68 amino acids. The transcript has 2 exons. NCBI's taxonomy places the organism in Eukaryota, Fungi, Ascomycota, Sordariomycetes, Hypocreales, Nectriaceae.
AUGUCUUCAUGGGGACUAUCUCGAGAUAUUGUUGUCCCACAAGUUCUCGACGGCAUUCUUCAAUAUACUCUAAUGGAGCUCGUAGCUCCCUCAGAACCUGGCGACGACUGGACUCUUCGGGACAAGGCCAGUCGGCCACCACCAUCAAUUCCCGUAACAAGCGCUAUGCCAGGUAUACCGAGCAUCAUGGCACAUCAUCGAUUUUGA